Molecule: messenger RNA, 985 nt
Organism: Moneuplotes crassus
Lineage: Eukaryota; Ciliophora; Spirotrichea; Euplotida; Euplotidae
Source: the annotation of a GenBank genome assembly
UAUUGAUAAAUGUACACUCACGGAAGGAGUUGUAACCAGGUAAUGUACAGGGAUAGCGAACUUAUGGGUAGAACCCAUUCUUUAGCUAAGCAUAUUCGACAUACUGAGAAGAAGGAAACCCCUUACGCAGAGUCGUACAGGAAAAGAAAAACAAGGUCUGUCAUAAGAGAGCCAAUUACUAAGCAAAACUUGAUUUUAGCUAGGUACCCAGACAUUCCUAUCAGAAGAAAGAUGCGGAAAGGCAGCACUAUUAAUCAUUCUCAAGGAUAUCGUGUCAAUAAUAACAGCUCUGAAGCAACUUUCCAAGACAAGACUUAUCUAUACGAUGCUAGAAAGAGAACUCUAAAUAGGUCAAAUCGAGUGAGCCUAAAGAACAGAAAUGCUAAGAAUGAGAGUGCAGAGAUAUUUAGGCCUUCAAACUGGAGUCAAGCUAGAAAGGAAAUGUCUGAGAACAACUUCUACCUAUGUAGAGAGUAUUAUGACCAAGAAAAAGACAAAAAUUAUUCAGAUUGGUUAAAUAGUAAAAAUAAAUUCAUGGGUAUUCCUUUCAUUGCUACUCGGAAGAAGUCUAAGGACAUUGUCCCACGAUGCAAGGAUCCAGGAGAGUUAGCAUAUCAUCAAUAUUCGAACAAUAAGAACCAAUAUGAUACUUUUGACAAUAAAGAUGAUCCUCGCAGGUCUAAGAUUCUCUCAAAUUUCAAGCAAAUUACUAGAGUAAUCAACAAAAGCUUCAUUAAAUCCAAGGCUAACAAAUUGAAGCGUUAUGACCAAAGCGAUGAUGAUCCUGAAAAACAACGGGAAAAAGCUGAGGAGAGCAAGAAUAUUAGGAAAAUGAACAAAAUCCUUCGUGAACUAUUGGUAAAGGAUACUGUGACUAAGACAAAGGCUUAUCCGACCUUUAAGUAUGUGGAUACCUGAGAUGGGAAGGCGACCUACACCCAGCUUUCAUAAGCUAGAUGAGACUUUCAAUAAAGUUCUCUAAUCC